Molecule: messenger RNA, 783 nt
Organism: Apiotrichum porosum
Lineage: Eukaryota; Fungi; Basidiomycota; Tremellomycetes; Trichosporonales; Trichosporonaceae
Exons: 2
Coding region: 1-783 (260 amino acids)
Source: RefSeq, a predicted model, not a curated record
AUGUCGUCGCUGAACCUCGAUCCCGAUUUCAAUACCACCGGUCUACCCAUCUUUGAAGCGGCCGACGGAGUUUGUUUCAGCUUCCCAUGGGAGCCCCUCGUGGCUGUGUCGUCGUUCUUCCAAGACCUCCAGUCCCUUCCAGUCCCCGCUGGCGGCUCCCAAGGCCAUUCCGACUCUGAACUCGUCAUACCGCUUCCGGCCGCCACGUCACAGGCUCUCAAAGUCGCCUUUCAUGCCAUCAAUUCGGUCGCCACCGGAGAACCAUUGGGAAUGACACCACCCACGGAUCCGCAAGUCCUCAUCGAUCUUAUCACUCUUGUCGACGCCUAUGAUCUUGAUCCCGUCGCCGUUCUCAAACCUAUCUCUUCCUGCGCCAACAUCCUCGAGGACGCCGGUCGUCGGUUCGCCCUAGCCGCCCUUCGUCAGGACGAGGACGAAAUGGAGUCGUGUAGCCAGCACCUCCUGAAGACUCCCGAGAAGCAGAUGUCCGAAUGGCUCAACGCUAUCCUCUCCGCCAAAGCCCCUGCCGCGCAUUACAGACUCUCCCAACUGUACAAACAACGAGAGGACAAGAUCCACGCCUUUCGGUCGGAGGCAACUGGUGCCGUUACCUCCCUUGCACUGAGUACCAGACUUUCAGUCACCUGUCCUUCUUCGCACUGGCCCUCCAAAAAAUCGAUGAACUGGAAGUUGUUAUACGCCAACGCUAUGGAGAAGGGGCUUAUGGUGUCAUCGCUGGUCAUCUGUCCUCCGUCUCGUGCUCUACCUGCCAUAUGCGGCUGA